This is a messenger RNA of Solanum lycopersicum (tomato), 2715 nucleotides long. RefSeq names its product probable protein S-acyltransferase 16. NCBI's taxonomy places the organism in Eukaryota, Viridiplantae, Streptophyta, Magnoliopsida, Solanales, Solanaceae. The record is from RefSeq and is a predicted model, not a curated record. Gene Ontology annotation, molecular function: palmitoyltransferase activity.
UAAUUUGUACGUUUCUUUUUUAAUAGCAAACUUUACUUGAAAUAUUGUAAUUCAGUCAUUUUUACAUAAUCAAGUUAGAUAAGCAAAUAUUGAAUUGAUUGGAUCAUGAUUUUAUAAAAAAAUGUGUUUGGAAAUUAAUAUUCGAGCCACGAAAACUUGGUCUGUUUAUGUUUUCAAAAUUAAGAAGAAGAAAAGUUUCUUCAAAUUUGCUUUGACAUAUUUUUAAUUAAAUUUACUGAUAAUUAUGUCAAUUCAAAAAUAGAAAAAGAAAGAAUAUUUUGUAAUCAAACCCUUCUAAUAAAUAAUUAACAGACAUUCAUUAAAUAAGUAAGAGCCUAUUCGGAUUAAAAUAUAAGUAAAGUUUAUUUAAUUCUAAAUUAAAAAGAGGAAACUUAUGUAAAUCUCACAAGUUUCAAAGUUAAUUAUUUAGAUUUUUCGUAUCUUAUUAACAUUUUAUUCCUGCAAAUAUGUUCUAAAUACAUUGUAAUAUGUACGACAUAUAAAUAUACACAGACAGAGUUAGCAUCAAUUAACCAAAAAUUUUAUGUGCAAAUUUUUGAUCAAAUUUAAAUUUUUGAACUCUCGAAAAAUGAAAUAUAUUGUAUUAAUUGGGACAAAGUGAAUAGUAAUUAGGAUCAUUAGGAUUUUGAGAGAGGAUCAUUAGGAUGUGACAAAAGUACUGAAAACAAAACUUAUAAUAUGUGCAAAUUACUAGUUUUCUGUUUGAACUAUUGAUAAUAGAUUAAAAAUAGUUUUUUACUAGUUAACUAAGUUUAGAUACAGACCGAACGUAACAAGUGGUUUCAAACUCUUAUAACAGUGUAAGAUUCUUAGUAAAAAUUCAAGAGAAGUGUGAAAAAUAUCCUAAACUUGACAAUAAUCUAGGAGAUAUGCUUAAUUUUAACUAGUCAAGUAAAAAAAUACUUUUAAGAUUAUCAAUAGUUUAUGAAUGAAACUAAUAUUUUACGUCGAGUUAAAUAAUUUUACCCAAAUAUAUAUAUAUAUAUAUAAUUGGGUACAAUUAUAUUUGGCUAGGAAGUUAAAUAUAGUUAUCUAAGUUGUAAGUCUAUAAAACCAAACACCGCUCCAAUUUUGCGUUAGAUCCAACCUGUAAAUUCAUUUUCCAUUUCCCCCUCCAACCUCGCCGGCGACGCCGUCUGUAUCCUCUUCUCCCAGCCACCACUCCGGCAAGUGAAAAGCGGAGAUGAAAGCAACACGUGGCUGCAGAUUCUCCUUCCACGUCACCCUCGUCUCUGCGGCAAUUGCUUACAUUUACUUCUCCACUGUAUUUGUAUUCAUUGAUCAGUGGUUGGGACUUUGGUCGUCUCCCGGUAUACUUAACGCCAUCCUGUUUUCCGUCGUUGCUCUCUUCUGCAUUUUGAGUUACCCACUUGCAAUAUACACUGAUCCGGGUCGUGUUCCUAGCUCAUUCAUACCCGAUGUCGAAGACCCGGAGAAUACGGUUCAAGAGAUCAAGCGAAAGGGUGGGGAUAUGAGAUACUGCCAGAAGUGUUCCCUUUAUAAGCCUCCACGUGCCCAUCAUUGUCGUGUAUGUAAUAGAUGUGUACUGCGAAUGGAUCAUCAUUGUGUGUGGAUGAAUAAUUGUGUGGGCCAUGCAAACUACAAGAUCUUCUUCAUCUUCGUUUUAUACGCAGUUAUUGCUUGCAUAUAUUCCCUGGUUCUGCUUGUUGGUAGCAUAACUAUUGAUUCUCCAAAGCACGACCAGCAAAGUGAAGGUUCUUACAGAACAGUAUAUAUUCUUUCAGGGCUUCUACUGGUCCCACUAAGCUUGGUACUGGGUUUUUUUUUGGGUUGGCAUGUGCACCUGAUUUUGCAAAACAAGACAACCAUUGAGUACCAAGAAGGUGUCAGAGCUAUGUGGCUGGCUGAAAAGGGAGGUCAUGUGCAUUCACAUCCAUAUGAUCUUGGUGCAUAUGAGAAUUUGAUAUCAGUUCUAGGCCCAAAUGUAUGUUGCUGGGCGUGCCCCACAACAAGGCAUAUAGGUUCUGGCCUUCGAUAUCGGACACCAUUUGAGGGCUUUUCCUCGACAUCAAGAUAAACAUGUUACUGAAACACCCUGUGACAAGAUGGCAAUGUUUUAGUUGCCAAAGAAGCAGAGGAAGCCUUGUUCUGCUUUGGAAGUAGCAAGCUUGACAGUGUCAGCUGCUUGCCAUCAGCCAAGAUUAACAACAUGGAGGUGAUUUUUCAAUUUUUUGUUUUCUGUCAUUUCAGAGAUCUCCAGUCUGAGACACUAACAAAAAGGUAACGAGAGUUAUCGAAGAGGUUGUCAAUAGAAGAGAGUUGAUAGUUCCCAUUGUUCAUAGUUGGGAUUACAAAGCUAGCAUACACCAUGUAAAAUAGAAAAGAACUUGCAUGUAGCUCAAACAGCUGUCUUCCUUCUUCCAGCAUCAUUGGUAAUGUUGACAAAAUGACAGGCCAUUGGUGAAUCCUUUUUCUUGAAACAAAUCAUAGCAACUUAGGGUGAAAGUUAAUUCAAAGUUUUUCAAUCUUGUCAAGGGUUAAAUAGGUUUGGCGAAGGGCGGUGUUUAAGAUUUUUUUUUCCUCAACUAUCUUGUAUUUGAUAAUUAAUCCAAAUUCAUUUAAGCCCAGCCUACCAAGGAAACAUUUUUAUAUUUUUAUUGUUCAAAUUUGAGACUUGUAAUUAAGAUAUUCCUUCUGUCUAUCUUCAAAAAAUAAAAUGAAUUAUUCCUUCUA